GAGGUGAGGGCGGUCGUCAGCGAAGGGCCCCGGGGCUCGCGGGGGGGGCGCAGGGCAGGUAAGGGGGUCGUGUUGAGCGAGAACCGAGGCGGUGGUGGGGCAGGGGUGUAGAGCUGGGGUUCCCAACGGAGAGCAUGUCCAAGGAACGGCUGCCGGCGAGGUGAUGCUUUUUCCUGGGCCUACUUGGGACCGGAAGUGAGCGCUAGCGCGGGGAGGAUGCCGGGAGGCAGGUCCCAGGGGAUAUGUGUGUGUCGCUGAAGACCCAUCCCGGAAGCCGGCCGGGAAGUGAGCGUCCCGGAGUCGGGCGGCCGCUCCAUUGACUGCAGGGCCCCGGCGGCCUUCCUCCGCUGUUCCGAGGCCGUUGAGGGCUGAUGUGCCCCAGCCUCCCACUUGUGGUUUGGCAAGCCAUCCAGCCGACUACAAACCCACGUUUAUGAAAAAACCCUGAAGCUCAGAAGUUAAAGGACUUGGUCACAGAGAUCAUUCAUGACUAUCAAGAUCUCCACUUAGGGAAGUGGGAAUCUUAUUUGCGGAACAUUGGGCAGAAGCUUUGCCAUUGGCUGGUGAAGAAGGAGGAGGCAGAAUGUCUGCAUUGUUACACCAUACAGCUCAAACUUCAGAAGACUUUGGGUUAAGCAGUUAUCAUUAGUCUGCAAUGAUCAUGUUUUCACCUGAUCAUUAGAAACUAAUGAAACACCUUUUAGGUCUUAUGAAUUCAGGUUACACUGUUUUCCAGAUGCCUUGGCAGCUGGUACAGGGCCUGUGAAAAAUGGAACCAAAUUCUCUGAGGACUAAAGUCCCAGCUUUCUUAUCUGAUUUGGGGAAGGCCACAUUGAGGGGAAUCAGAAAGUGUCCCCGAUGUGGCACAUACAAUGGAACCCGGGGACUGAGCUGUAAGAACAAGACAUGUGGAACCAUAUUCCACUACGGUGCACGCAAGCAGCCUAGUGUUGAAGCUGUCAAAAUCAUUACAGGCUCUGAUCUUCAGGUCUACUCAGUGCGGCAAAGAGACCGGGGCCCUGAUUACCGAUGCUUUGUGGAGCUCGGGGUUUCAGAGACGACAAUCCAGACAGUGGAUGGGACGAUCAUCACUCAGCUGAGCUCUGGACGGUGUUAUGUCCCCUCAUGCCUGAAAGCUGCCACUCAAGGCGUUGUGGAAAACCAGUGCCAGCACAUCAAGCUGGCGGUGAACUGCCAGGCAGAGGCCACCCCUCUGACCCUGAAGAGCUCAGUCCUGAAUGCAAUGCAGGCCUCCCCAGAAACCAAACAGACCAUCUGGCAGUUGGCCACGGAACCCACAGGUCCUCUGGUGCAGAGAAUUACUAAAAACAUCUUGGUGGUGAAAUGCAAGGCAAGCCAGAAGCACAGUUUGGGGUAUUUACAUACAUCUUUUGUGCAGAAAAUCAGUGCCAAAAGCUUGCCAGAGCGCCGCUUCUUCUGCUCCUGUCAGACUCUGAAAUCGCACAAGUCAAAUGCCUCCAAGGAUGAGACAGCCCAGAGAUGCAUUCAUUUCUUUGCUUGCAUCUGUGCCUUUGCCAGUGACGAGACACUGGCUCAGGAAUUCUCAGACUUCCUAAAUUUUGAUUCCAGCGGUGUUAAAGAGAUUAUUGUACCCCAGUUAGGUUGCCAUUCAGAAUCAACAAUAUCAGCUUGUGAGUCUACUGCCUCUAAGUCAAAGAAGAGGAGAAAGGAUGAAGUAUCUGGUGCACAGAUGAACAGUUCACUACUGCCUCAAGAUGCAGUGAGCAGUAAUCUAAGGAAAAGUGGCCUGAAAAAGCCUGUGGUUGCUUCCUCGUUAAAAAGGCAGGCCUGUGGUCAGCUGUUAGAUGAGGCACAAGUGACUUUAUCCUUCCAAGACUGGCUGGCCAGUGUCACAGAACGCAUCCAUCAAACCAUGCACUAUCAGUUUGAUGGCAAACCAGAACCAUUGGUGUUCCACAUUCCUCAGUCAUUUUUUGAUGCCCUGCAACAGAGAAUAUCUAUAGGAAGUGCAAAAAAACGGCUCCCCAAUUCCACCACAGCUUUUGUUCGGAAAGAUGCCUUGCCACUGGGAACCUUUUCCAAGUAUACUUGGCAUAUCACUAAUAUCCUGCAAGUUAAACAAAUCUUAGAUACCCCAGAGAUGCCCUUGGAAAUCACCCGUAGCUUUAUCCAAAACCGAGAUGGGACUUAUGAACUAUUUAAAUGCCCUAAAGUGGAAGUAGAAAGCAUAGCAGAAACCUACGGUCGUAUAGAAAAACAACCAGUGCUGCGACCCUUGGAACUAAAAACUUUUCUUAAAGUUGGCAACACUUCCCCAGAUCAAAAGGAGCCAACACCUUUCAUCAUCGAGUGGAUCCCAGAUAUCCUUCCCCAAUCUAAGAUUGGCGAGCUGCGGAUCAAGUUUGAGUAUGGCCACCACCGGAAUGGGCAUGUGGCGGAGUACCAAGACCAGCGGCCCCCCUUGGACCAGCCCUUGGAACUGGCCCCUCUGACCACUAUUACUUUCCCUUAAGGCAAAACAAGAGAAUAAUCUUUUGCUGCUUAAUUUGCACAUCCCCACCCCUUGACAACUUUAAAUGCUAGUUAGGCACUUAGAUGGCCCUGUUCCUUGGUGAACUGCUCUUAGCUAAGAUGAAAAUUCUCAGUGCUUUCAAGUGGAUUCUGUUGAAGAAAAUUUCUUGUAAAUAGCCUUUUUGGUGCUGCUGUGUACAGUCUUCAUUAUGCAUUGGGCAGUAUUUCUGGCUAGAGUUUUAAAAGGAACAGAAAGAAAACCAGCUUAUUUUCCUUCUUACAGACUCAUCUUUAGCAUUUAUUUCAACCUUUUGCUAAUUCUCUGAGAAAUCUGCAGCACUCAGCCAUACACCAACAGUGUUGGAAAGUUAACACCCUGGUUAGGGCAGAAUGUUAAAGACCAUCUUGGCAGAGUUCCAGCCAUGCUCUUUAUUUCUGUUCUCAAAUAAAGCACAGUGUCACUAGUUUUUCCAAA
Messenger RNA from Pongo pygmaeus (Bornean orangutan), 2968 nucleotides. RefSeq names its product chromosome 12 C2orf42 homolog (gene C12H2orf42). The record is from RefSeq and is a predicted model, not a curated record. Lineage: Eukaryota; Metazoa; Chordata; Mammalia; Primates; Hominidae. Gene Ontology annotation, cellular component: nucleus. The transcript has 11 exons. The coding region runs from base 770 to 2494 and encodes 574 amino acids.